AUGUCUUCUUCAACUAUUAAACAUCAUCAUGAUCAUGAUCACUCUAAGCUUUCCCUUGGAAAUGCCAAGAAAGACCAAUAUGAUACCAAUACCCCGUCUGCAAUUGGGGAGGAGGAAGAUGCCAACAAGGUAAUCAAUGAGGCUUUCAAGAAGACCUAUGCUGGAAAGAUUGCCAUCUUUGAGAAGCUGUUGAGGAAUGAGAAGCAACAGAUAGUCGAUAUGUUGACCGGCCAACAAAUUAACUAUGGCGCUUUGAUCAAGGGAGUACUCGAGACUGCCCUAUCAUGCAUUCCCUAUGUUGGUGGCUUGUUGUCUACUUUGACCGAUAUCAUCUGGUCGCUGUUUUCAUCCAAGGCGGUGGUCAACAUGAUGCAGGAGAUCAAGGACAUGGUGAGCCAGAUGAUUGAUGAGAAGCUGGAGAAGUACGACCAGUCUAACAUCCAGUCAGACUUUGAUGGUGUGAAGCUACAACUAAAGGAUCUGAACCAACAAAUGGAUAUCCUGGCCAAGUACAUGAACAGUCCAGAUGUCAAGUCCUACCAAAAGUCGGUGUACGACUACUUUAUCGACUUGCUUGAGGCGGUCAAACGUGGUUUGGUCAAAUGCCAGAGACCUGGUUAUGAGAUGGUUAUUGGUAAUGCCAAGGACUGGGCCGUGCCUCAAGGAAUUAUCGAUGGAUUUGUUGCCAACUUCAAGGAGUACUUGCCCAUCUACACCAAGUACGCCACAGAUGUGUUCAACAAACAGUACACGGCAAUUAUCAACAAUAAGAAUAUUGGCAACUCUAUUGAGAUCUGGAAGAAGAAGAAUGAGUAUUACAAUCAGAUGGUCGGCCUUGUCUUUGACAUUGUUCAUCUUUUCCCUUUCUUGGACAGGGCUCAAUAUCCUGGCGGAGUAACUCGUGAUGCUGUCCAUGUGUUGUUCACCGACCUGUGUGGCUGGAUUAUCGAUCCAAACGUGUUAUCAAAUCUUAUCCCAUCUUCACAAGUCCAGUACAUCGAUGACAAGAUCUUUAACAACGGAUACCAACGCUACAAGGGUGAUUUGACCUGCAUCGAGGGAGGCAUCAACAGCCACAAGGUCUCUGACUUGAAGAUAUUCGCUGGUGCUCGUUGUCAGUACAAUGGUAUUCCUGACCAUUAUGAGGGACCCGAGGACCGUAACAAUGCUGACUGGACCAACUGGAACAUGGACUUUACCCCGACAGAAGCCUAUCUCUGGUCUGAUAGGUCGAUGGUCGGAGCCAGAGUAACAGGCUCAGGAAACAAAGUAAUCAACAUUGGUUGGAGUGUUCCUUGGGAGGGCAUCCAUGCUACCGAGCACCAUUUCAAGAUCGACAAGCAUGUUGUCUAUGGUGUACUUGGCUUUGACUGCAUUAAGAUGGAGGAGGAUAGUAUCCCUUACUAUACUCUUCUCGCAGGUGUCAACUCAUGGAUCCCAGAGAGCCUAAAGUCUCUGAACCAGAUUUGGCCAAAGAGCGCGACCGUCAUUGAUCCCCAGAAGUUCUCAAAGUGCACCGGCUUCGAGUUCAAACCCAACUACCAUGGACCAGGCUUCCACGGUGUUGCCCUUAAACCAGGAGCAGAGAUCUCUUUCAAAUACUCCCCUGCUGUGGUUAGAGAGGGUAGACAGCGCCAUAUGCCCCUUCAGACGGAGUUCUUCAUUGAGUGCUCGUCUCCAAACGGGGCAUCCUCCUUCAGAAUGACCAACACUGAGGAGGGCUUUAAGAGCUUCCAAGUGCCUGCCGGAUCUGACACCUACACCCAGCAGUGCGCCAACAGAUAUGUCCUAAUGCCCGAGGAGAGUUCUAAUGAGGGUGAUCAGAACCAAGUGUCCUUCAUGAACAAUGGCAACUUUGACAUCAUUCUACGCGCCCUUGUUUUCAAGCCUGUCCAGUAA
Acytostelium subglobosum LB1 is the source of this 1899-nucleotide messenger RNA. RefSeq lists its product as hypothetical. Gene Ontology annotation, molecular function: toxin activity. The transcript is spliced from 3 exons. Gene Ontology annotation, biological process: symbiont-mediated killing of host cell. Bases 1 to 1899 code for a protein of 632 amino acids. NCBI's taxonomy places the organism in Eukaryota, Evosea, Eumycetozoa, Acytosteliales, Acytosteliaceae. The record is from RefSeq and is a predicted model, not a curated record.